This is a messenger RNA of Lytechinus pictus (painted urchin), 3238 nucleotides long. RefSeq lists its product as uncharacterized. Lineage: Eukaryota; Metazoa; Echinodermata; Echinoidea; Temnopleuroida; Toxopneustidae. The transcript is spliced from 6 exons. Bases 189 to 695 code for a protein of 168 amino acids. The record is from RefSeq and is a predicted model, not a curated record.
ACUGAUUCGCAGCGUUGAACUGUGUCACAUGUCUGAUCAUGUGACAAGAGUUGCACAAUAAUUCUGUUUACGUUUUUAGGCCUACAUGAUUCAGAGUCUUCGAUCUGCACGACCGGUCUCAUACGUAGCUGUUAUUGGGUAAUUUUCGACACCAUUCUACGAGUAGAGUCAUUAAAACUGAAAAUAAAAUGAAGUAUCUAGUAUUCGUGACCAUAUUUUGUGCAGUUGUCUCCAUCGGGACAGCCCACCUGUGUUUGCUGAGCCCUCCACAACGCGGCUCAAUGAUGGGCAUUAACAAAGAAGCAUCUGCGGACUGCGGAUUGACUUCUGGUCCGUGUGGUAGUCGUAAUGCCAGCACAGGAACCACUCUUGCUAUCAAGGAGGGCAGCAAGUUUACUGUUACUUUCCAGAAAAACCUUGAUCAUUAUUACGCAAGUAACCCGGGAUACUUCAAAAUAUCUGUGAGUUUUGAUGGAGAGCAGACUUUCAAGCUGUUGCAUUCUACCAAGGAUACUCCGGACCCGUCCCUCACUCUCUACUCUAUGAACGUCACCAUGCCUUUCGUGCCGUUGGAUAAGCCAGGGACAUUGCAGGUUGCUUACGUGACACAGAACCCGCAAGCUCCGAAAGAAUUCUACCAGUGUAGUGAUAUUAUGCUCUAUGGGGCAAACGUUAAAUUGGCAACCAUUGUUUGAGCUCUGAUCGAAGAUCGACACGUGCAAAGUUUUUAAUUCAGAUAAAUCUGUUUCGAUCAUCAAAAUAUAUAUAGUUUUUUGAAAUUUUAUUCAUAGGAUUAGGUCCUAAGAAAAAAUUAUACUUCAUAGGGAUGGGUACCUUUUGUGACAAACGUAUGAAUGUAAAGUCAGCAGUUUUAUUAGAAAAAUAUGAACGUCAUAUAAAAAUCAAAUGUUAUCAAUUCUUUCUUAGUUAUCCAUGUUUACUGUGCAACACCUGCCGCACAGAUGGAAUUAAUGAGAUAACAUUAUCUAUAUGUCCUUACAGCCAGGGGCAGCCCCCCUGAUUUUUCAAGUAAGGAGGAAAAAAAAACGGAAAAAAGAGAAAGAAAAGAAGAAAAACGAUGAGAGGCCUGGGUUCCCAUUCUGCAAACAGAAGAUAUUAAUGAUAUCACCUUUAGGCUAUAACCCCUCCCCCUAACCUCAGGCAAAAACCCUGGUACCCCCCCUACAAAUACCUGGUGCUCUAGUAUGGAAAAAAAAAAUGAAACUGAACUGAAUUAAUGUGGAAAUACAUCUCAGUGGUAUGUUCCAACUGACACUCCCCAUUUCAAGAGAUGUAUAGUAGAGAUAUUUUCAUAGAGGACCUAAUUAUAAAAGAUUUUAAUCUCUUAACUACUGAAUUCUGUAUUCCCAUGGGCUUUGUACAGGGAUCAUCUGGUUACAGUAGGCAGAGGGUUAAAAGGAAAUGAAAGGGGAUUUGUGGGAAGAAAUUAUCACCUCCCUGCUCCUUUUCAUCAACUGUGUGUACAUUGCACACCCUACACCUACAGUGCGUUCAACAAGUUACAACUUUAUAUUUAUGCUUGUUUUAUGGCAAUAUCAGUAUAGCGUAAUGGAUGUUUUACUGUUUUUAGAUGACAUCUGUAGGGGAUGAUUCAACAAUGUUUGAAUUAAUGCAGGCAGUCAUCGAGUGAUUUCUAGUUCGGUGCUGAUCUUUUGGUGUUGGGUCGAUUCUAACAUUAGCACAACACCAGAUUUGAAAUGAACCUGGGAUUAAUUUCACAAGCUGUUGAGCUAGCACUGUGAUUUGGAUUAUUUUGCAAACUCACAUAUUUGAUAGAGAUAUGGAAGGUAAAGUGACUUGUGUUUUAACACCAAUGCUUACACUAACACUCAAUUUGAACUCACACUUUAUGCCUGCUGGUAAUGAUACAUGGUGUAUCUUUUGGGACGACAUUAAUUUUGUAAACUUGCAUAAGGUGUUAGAGCCAGGAAAGGCACUCUGAAAUGUGUUUUAACACCAACACAAACACCAAAACUGAAUUUGGAAUCACCCAGUAUGAUAACAUGUACAAAUUCAUUUUGUCCCAUGACAUGAUGUCUUUCAUGUAAGGUGUUGAAUUUUGUGAAGGCAAUCUGGAAUGUGUUUUUUAACACCAACUCAAAUACUAACACCGAAUUUGAAAUCACCCAGUGCGAUAUUACGUUUGUGAUGAUGCAUAAUAGUAGGUGUCUCAUUAAAAGGACAACAUUUAAUGAUUACGAAUUUCACAAUCAUUUAGCGGGAAACACAGGGUCAUCACAGAAAAUGUUAUUUGUACAUGUACUGAUGUCCUCUUGCACAAAGUUUUCAAAAUGCAGGGAUUCUUUUGAAUUAGUUUAUAAUACAGGUAUUUGAAUAUUAUGUUUUGAUGUCUUCCAAGCACAAAAUCAUGCUUUUAAAUUAAGGAUAGCAUUUGCAAUAGUUAAAGACAAGGUAUGUCUACUUAUUUAUAGGUCUGAAUGUACAAUGUAGUAAACUUCACAAACAUGCUGAAGGGUAUUAUGAUAAUAAAGACAAUUGUGUCCUUUUAAGUUACUGAAAUAUGUAUUAAUGUUUAACUUGAAUUGUUUUUUUUUUAAACUCUCAAACUCCAAUUGUCAUGGUGAAUAAUGAAAUAAUAAGAAAACCUUUGUAAAAAAAAAAAGUUGAAUUGUUUACAUAUUGUCAUAGAGACUAUAAAUAAUGAAAUAUUACUUGUAUACUUCUGCAAUUUGCUCUUUUAUUGCAAUUCUUAGAAGUCUGGAGAUUCUUUUAAAGAAAUUCAGAUUGUUUGACUUUUUGGAUGAAUGUAUUUUCUUGCUUUUAUAUAAUUUGUGAUAUUGCAUUAUGAAAUAUAUAUGUACAGUAAUUGUGUGCAUUCCUUAGAAAUUCAUUGAGAAAAUUUCCAUGGAUAUGAAAUAUCCAAACUGUUUGGGUUGGUACAUGUGACAAAUUGAGCUGUGAGUUAUGGUCGACUGGCUGUAGUCAAUUACAGCUUGGGCUAGAGACCUUGGGGACCGGCUAAACAAGGUUGCAGAAAACUCAUAUUCUAAAAAUUUCAAAUAAGGAUGUGAUAUUGCGAAGUAAUCCCUAGUUCUAGCUCUUUCACUGUCAUUGUCGGACCUUAAAACAAAGGGCUUCCAUUUUUAGAUAAAGAUAUGAAAUCGUUCGUUCCGGUCAUGUUUUGUUCAGUGAAUUGUAUGGUUUAAGAAAAAAAUUAUGCAAAUGAAUUGAAUAAAGUCUACUUGAAAUGAGAGAA